Molecule: messenger RNA, 698 nt
Organism: Trachymyrmex cornetzi
Lineage: Eukaryota; Metazoa; Arthropoda; Insecta; Hymenoptera; Formicidae
Exons: 8
Coding region: 102-677 (191 amino acids)
Source: RefSeq, a predicted model, not a curated record
AAUUUGUAACGAAAGAAGAUAAUUCCGAGGGAAUUCGAAAAUUAUCAGACAAAAGAAUUCGGCAUAUUCAACAUAAUUCCAAGGAAAAACACAAAAAUGUCAUGCCUAUUUCAAAAAGUGAGGAUUCUCGUAAAAUAUCUAAUGUUAACAUUAGUCACAACGUUAUUAAAAAGUCAAAGACCAUUACUUUAGCCCACCAGGAUACAUACGUUGGGAUCAUGUCAGAACGAAAUACCGAUUGCGUAAAGGAGAAUAAAUAUCUAAAAUCACAGUUAAUUGCAAAAGACAAAAAAAUUGCCGAUCAAUCACAAAUUAUCGAAGAAUUGACAACUUUGAACAUGAGCUUACAAAGAUCAGUCAUUUCAUAUUUUGGUGAAUUCAGAACAUGUAGUGAAAAGUUAGAUGAGAUGAGAAGUCUGGAAGGAGUACAGACGCUGCCUGUCGGCUUUAUUAGGAAAACAGACAACACUAAGCAGCCGAGAAGCAAGAUGCAGAUGCUGGCAGCAAGGCUGCUGAAGCUGAAGAAUCUGCAGAAUAUGCAGAAUUUCCAGAAGCUGCAGAAUUUGUACAAUAUGCAGAAGCUGUGCAUAUGGAAGAAAACGCCGACAAAGGAAAUAAUCUUUCCGGUGAAGCCAACAGAACCGAAGAAAAAGGAGCGAUACUGCAGACGUAACUGACUUGUCGGCGGAGGACUCGUG